CCAAGAGGCAAAGUGUUUGUUCUGGUUCCGAUUCCGCAGAGGGCAUCGCAGUUUGUGUGAGUUUCUGCGAGAAUUUGAGGUGGACGACGAUGGCGCAGGGCGAUGAAUUCCUCGGAGCUUGAGCGCCGCAUUCUAUCAAUCAAGCCUCCAAUCCACUUUGGGAGGGAGGGAGGGAGGGAACUUGUGCACUUGGUUGUGGGUGCAGCAGCGGUGCUGUGAGCGGCGUUGCGACGGAGAUGAAGUUCUCGGCGUAUCCAGUGGUGGAUUUGAGCGUCGCAGGGGAGACGUUGCAUUUCGAGCAAGACAAUGGAUCCAUGUACGUGGGUACAUCAGUGUGGCCGUCUUCGUUGGUGCUGGUGAAGUGGGUGGAGCAUGUGUUCGAGCGAGGGCUGUCCUCUGUGUGUGCGGGCCUGUCUCUGGCGAAUUUUGCAGGGAAGAAGGGAGUGGAUUUGGGUACUGGGGUUGGAGUCGCUGGAUUGGGGCUUGCCCUCAUGGGGUUGAAUUGCCUGCUCACAGACAUUGCGCCCGUCAUGCCCGCUCUGAAGAGGAAUUUUAAGAAGAACUUGGGGAGUACUAGCUUGGGUUCAGCAGGGAAGGCGGGUGUGAAAGCCGGGAAGGUCAAAGUGGCUCAGCUGUAUUGGGGCAAUGAGAAGCAGAUUGAAGCUCUGAAGCCUCCCUUUGAUUACGUUAUAGCCGGCGAUGUGGUGUACUUGGAGAAUAUUGUGCAGCCGUUGCUGGAGACCAUGAGUGCCCUUGCCGGGCCGGAGACCAUUAUCAUACUCGGUUAUCAGAUCCGGCAAGCGGAAGCGCAUGAGCUGUUCUGGAGGCUCUGUCCAGAGUAUUUUACGGUUGUGAAGGUGCCUCGUGAGGAGCUCCAUCCCGAGUAUUGUUGGCCAGAGAACGAGGUGUAUAUUCUCAAGAAAAAGUGAGGUGUAAAGGUUUACAGCUAGGGUUAAAUUGUAAAAUCAUCUUUGGGAUUGGUUUCCGAGGAAUUGUCAUAGCUAUGACCAGGUGUAAACUCUCGCAUGCAGUAUACCUAAUGCAUGUUUUUGAAUCGUAGUAGCGUCAACAGAAGUCGGGUUGUGAGCUGAGGAUUUGUUUAUGGUAUCACCACCAGAUUCUAAGAAUGUAUGUGCUUACUGGAAGACACAACUGGAAGCAAUUUAUUCGCUCAUUCAAAUUAGACGCAAUUUUCCAAAUGAUGAGGAUGGAGACGGCCGAGACAGAUCAGGGAGUUUACUGUUAUUUGAGUUCAGGAUCAUCGAUAUCAUCAUUGCCUGAUAAACUGAUUGGUGUAGCUAGCUCCGAACCAGUCUUCCUCAACAUCUAGGAGAGUGAUGCAAAAUAUUUGCAACCUCACCUAAUUCGUUUCCAAUUGUUUGCUGGAGCACACAAUCAGAGCCCGCAACCUUUGCAGCAAUUCACUAUUCAUCUUUCAGACCAAGACAUCAAGACUUUCCGGGUUGUCGCAGAAAGCAUGGUAUUUGCCUUAGUCUUCCUCUAACGCAGAUCAUCAGGAUCAGGUGGGAUCUCGAAUGCAAGGUCUUAAUAACCUGUGUUAGUGAAGCACACUCUUGAAGCAGAGUGCAGGGAACAGCAUAGUUAUCUGCAAUCAACGAAGGGAAGAGUAGGAGCUGCAUCAGUUUCGAGAGAGAUAUGGGGAGAGUUGGAAGGAUAUCUGCAUGUCGCAAGCUCUGCUCUAUGUGCUUGUGUUGAUCAUCGAGAAAUUGACCCAGCUCCAGGUAUUGUGACAAUGCGACAUGUGAUGAUUUUCCUCCGAGGUGAACUUGUUUCUGUGAACCUAUUCAUCUUCUGUACUGUUUUCUGUAGACCUAGAGUUAGAAACUGUUCUGUUUACAGUACCCUAACUUGUCAAGGUCAGUCUGAAAAGGCAUCAAGUAUAAUCGACAGAAAAAGAAUGAAUAUGUGUUUAGCAUAGAAAACUCCUCACACAUUGAGGUGUGAUAGCGCUACUGUUAUAAUCAUUUAGAAGGUGAGAGACGUCAUCUUUCUGAAAUUGCUUUCUGAGUUUUGUGCAUUCCGCUUGA
Messenger RNA from Physcomitrium patens, 2048 nucleotides. RefSeq lists its product as uncharacterized. The record is from RefSeq and is a predicted model, not a curated record. NCBI's taxonomy places the organism in Eukaryota, Viridiplantae, Streptophyta, Bryopsida, Funariales, Funariaceae.